AUGUCUACCGAAGAUGUAGAAACCGUGCACGUGGAAAAAAUUGUAAAUAUUCCGCCCUUAUUUCAGCAUUUAGCGGAUUACCUCGGUGUAUCGUUCCGGCGAUUCUGUAUCGUUCUCGUCGUCCUGACCAUUAUGAAGAUGAUAUGCAAUAUCGUCUUCCAGACGGCGGUAGGCUGGUGGCACACGUGGUCCUUUUCAGCCGAUUACGAAAAUCCCGAUGUUUUCAAUCCGAUUAUACUGAUGGCGCUUCGUUCAAUUUCCUGGAUGGAUGUCGGGUUUUCCAUAUUGUACCUGCUAGCGACAGCUUUAGCUCUGGGAGGUCUACUAAAGGAUCAUGAAUCACUACUGAAACCAAUCCUAUGGGCUACUAUUCCUUUUAUUAUAUGGCGCGCGCUCGUCCUGGCCUUCUACAUUUCCGUGGCGAUACUCCGACAUCGAGAGUUGUUCCUCCUGUACAGUGGCUAUGCGGCCUUGAUAGGAUACAUUUUUGUAUGGGUAUUAUUUUGGGUAAACGAUGGUCUUUUGUUCAAAGCAUUGUUAGUGCAAUUUUGGAGGUACAAACAAGGAACUGGGCAUCCCAUGUGGGAGAUUUUAGCCGAAAGGUGA
Molecule: messenger RNA, 606 nt
Organism: Paramacrobiotus metropolitanus
Lineage: Eukaryota; Metazoa; Tardigrada; Eutardigrada; Parachela; Macrobiotidae
Exons: 4
Coding region: 1-606 (201 amino acids)
Source: RefSeq, a predicted model, not a curated record